Messenger RNA from [Torrubiella] hemipterigena, 1629 nucleotides. NCBI's taxonomy places the organism in Eukaryota, Fungi, Ascomycota, Sordariomycetes, Hypocreales, Clavicipitaceae. The record is from the annotation of a GenBank genome assembly.
AUGGCUGCUCCCGCUCCCUCCAACAUCCCCCAGCCUGCCAUGGGCAAGACUGCUGGUGGUAACUCUGCCUACCACAACUUCAACAAUGACUUCCUUCACGUCUCCGACCUGAACGAGCGUCGUCGUCUUGCCCUCGCUGAGGUCGACAAGGCCCCCUUUGGCUGGUACCACGUUCGCGCCUGUGUUGUCGCUGGUGUUGGUUUCUUCACUGAUUCUUACGACAUUUUCACUGCCUCUCUCCUCACCAUCAUGCUGGGUAUUGUCUACUACCAGGACAACAAGGGUGCCAUCUACCCCAGCUCUGAUAACGCCAUCAAGCUGGCCACCUCUGCUGGUACCGUUGUUGGUCAGCUUGGUUUCGGUAUGCUCGCUGAUAUUGUCGGCCGUAAGAAGAUGUACGGUCUUGAGCUUAUUGUCAUCAUCUUUGCCACCAUUGGCCAGGCCCUCACCUCGGAAUCUCCCUCUUGCAGUAUCGUCGGUCUCAUCAUCUUCUGGCGUGUCAUCAUGGGUGUCGGCAUUGGUGGUGACUACCCCCUCUCUUCCGUCAUCACUUCCGAGUUUGCUACCACCAAGUGGCGUGGUGCCAUGAUGGCUGCAGUCUUUGCCCAGCAGGGUCUCGGCCAGCUUUGCGCCGCCUUUGUCAUGCUCUUCGUCACCCUUGGCUUCAAAGAGACCCUCUCUGCCAGCCCUGGUGUUGCUCACUGCACUGGUGACUGCCAGGUUGCCGUCGACAAGAUGUGGCGUACUCUCAUUGGCUUCGGUGCCGUUCCCGCUUCCAUUGCUCUUUACUUCCGUCUUACCAUUCCCGAGACCCCCCGUUACACUUUCGAUGUUGCCCGCGAUGUCGAGAAGGCCGACAACGAUGUCAAGGCUUACAUGAACGGCAAGGCCGAGGGUGAAACUGAUGAGAUGGCUCGUGUUGCUGCCAACAAGGUUGCCCAGGAGAAGCUUGAGGUCCCCAAGGCCAGCUUCCGCGACUUCUGCCGCCACUACGCUAUCCGCAAGAAUCUUCUCCUCCUCAUCGGUACUGCUGGCUCCUGGUUCAUGCUCGACGUUGCCUUCUACGGUCUCUCUCUCAACAACGGUGACAUUCUCAAGGCUGUCGGCUUCUCUACCACCGGCUCUAAGAACACCUACGAGUUCCUGUACAAGACUGCCAUUGGUAACUUGAUUAUUGUCAUGGCUGGCGCUGUCCCUGGCUACUGGGUUUCCGUCGCCACCAUCGACACUCUUGGCCGCAAGCCCAUUCAGAUGGGUGGCUUCCUGAUCCUAACCAUUCUCUUCAUUGUUCUUGGCUUUGCUUACGACAAGAUUGACGCCAACGGCAAGCUUGCCAUCUACGUUCUUGCCCAGUUCUUCUUCAACUUCGGCCCCAACACCACCACCUUCAUUGUUCCUGGUGAGGUCUUCCCCACCCGCUACCGUUCUACCUCUCACGGUAUCUCUGCCGCUUCUGGCAAGAUCGGUUCCAUCAUUGGCCAGGGUGCCAUUGCCUCUCUCCGCACUCGCGGUGCUACCAAGGACAACGCCCAGCCCUGGUUGAACCAUGUUCUCCAGAUCUUCGCCCUCUUCAUGUUGCUCGGCUGCUUCACCACCCUCCUUAUUCCCGAGACGCCCCUCAAGGCUUAA